AUGGCGAUUCAUACAAACAGAGUCUGUGUAACCCUCUCUGUGGGAACAUGGCUUUUGGGUUGCAUCCACUCCAGCGUCUUGACCUCUCUCACCUUUACCUUGCCAUACUGUGGUUCCAAUGAGGUGAAUCACUUCUUCUGUGAUAUCGCUGCCCUCCUGCCCUUGGCCUGUGCAGACACAUCCGUGGCACACUGGGUGAGUUUUGUAAACGUUGGCAUAGUGUCCCUUGUCUGCUUUCUCCUAAUCCUAUCAUCCUACACUCGACUCACGGUCUCUGUUUUGAGUAUUCCCACAAGGAAAGGCCGGCGCCGUGCCUUCUCCACCUGCAGUGCCCACCUCAUCGCCAUCCUCUGUGCCUAUGGGCCCAUCAUCACUGUGUCCCUGCAGCCCACACCCAACCCCAUGCCGGGGACUGCAGUUCAAAUCCUGAUGAAUCUGGUAGGACCGAUGCUGAACCCUCUUAUCUACACCUUGAGGAACAAGGAGGUAAAGACGACUCUGAGAAAACUACUGCCCAACACCUGA
Molecule: messenger RNA, 525 nt
Organism: Cavia porcellus (domestic guinea pig)
Lineage: Eukaryota; Metazoa; Chordata; Mammalia; Rodentia; Caviidae
Product: olfactory receptor 10D3-like
Exons: 2
Coding region: 1-525 (174 amino acids)
Biological process (GO): G protein-coupled receptor signaling pathway
Cellular component (GO): membrane
Molecular function (GO): olfactory receptor activity
Source: RefSeq, a predicted model, not a curated record